AUGGGGCUCUUCAAUGUCACUCGCCCUGCUUUUUUCCUCCUGACUGGUAUCCCUGGCCUGGAGAACCUUCAUUCCUGGCUGGCAGGGCCCCUCUGCGUGAUGUACGCUGUGGCCCUGGGGGGAAACACAGUGAUCCUGCAGGCUGUCCGCAGAGAGCCCAGCCUCCACGCCCCCAUGUACUACUUCCUGUGCAUGCUGUCUCUCAGCGACGUAGCCAUGUCCCUAGCCACGCUGCCCACUGUACUCAGGACCUUCUGUCUCAAUGCUCAGAGCAUUGCUUUUGAUGCCUGUCUGAUCCAGAUGUUUCUCAUUCACUCUUUCUCCAUGAUGGAGUCGGGGAUACUGCUGGCCAUGAGCUUCGAUCGCUAUGUGGCCGUUUGUAAUCCCUUGCGCUAUGCCACUGUGCUCACCAAUGAACUCAUUGCCGGGACAGGUUUCGCUGUGACAGCUCGGAGCUUCAUCUCCCUCUUCCCGCUUCCUUUCCUCAUUAAGAGGCUGCCCAUCUGCAGAUCCAAUGUUCUCUCCCACUCCUACUGUCUGCACCCCGAUAUGAUGAAGCUCGCCUGUGCAGACAUCACCAUCAACAGCAUCUAUGGACUCUUCGUUCUUGUAUCUACCUUCGGCAUGGACUUGUUGUUUAUCUUCCUCUCCUAUGUGCUCAUUCUGCGUUCAGUCCUGGCCAUUGCUUCCCAUGAAGAACGUCUCAAAGCUCUCAACACGUGCGUAUCACAUAUCUUGGCUGUGCUUGCGUUUUAUGUGCCAAUGAUUGGGGUCUCCACGGUGCACCGCUUCGGGAAGCAUGCUCCCCGCUACGUCCACGUCCUCAUGUCCAACGUGUACCUCUUCGUGCCUCCGGUGCUCAACCCGCUCAUCUACAGCGCCAAGACAAAGGAGAUCCGCCGAGCCAUCGUCCGCAUGUUUCAAAGCAUCAAAAUAUGA
Messenger RNA from Dipodomys spectabilis (banner-tailed kangaroo rat), 939 nucleotides. Its product is annotated as olfactory receptor 51I2. The record is from RefSeq and is a predicted model, not a curated record. Gene Ontology annotation, molecular function: olfactory receptor activity; G protein-coupled receptor activity. Lineage: Eukaryota; Metazoa; Chordata; Mammalia; Rodentia; Heteromyidae. The coding region runs from base 1 to 939 and encodes 312 amino acids. Gene Ontology annotation, biological process: G protein-coupled receptor signaling pathway. Gene Ontology annotation, cellular component: membrane. The transcript has a single exon.